This is a messenger RNA of Tricharina praecox, 1602 nucleotides long. RefSeq lists its product as uncharacterized. The record is from RefSeq and is a predicted model, not a curated record. Gene Ontology annotation, cellular component: ERMES complex. The transcript has 4 exons. Gene Ontology annotation, molecular function: lipid binding. NCBI's taxonomy places the organism in Eukaryota, Fungi, Ascomycota, Pezizomycetes, Pezizales, Pyronemataceae. Gene Ontology annotation, biological process: phospholipid transport; mitochondrion organization. The coding region runs from base 1 to 1602 and encodes 533 amino acids.
AUGGCUUUUAACUUCAACUGGUCGCCAUUGUCAACCUCCUCCACUUCAUCCUCCGCCUUCUACGAUCAUGCGAAAUCCCUUCUCACCGCCGCGCUAAACAAGUCGGAGAAGCCCCCCAUCAUCGUCGAUGACAUCCUCGUGGACGACUUGAACCUCGGCGGAGCCGCACCGGACUUGGAGAUUCUCGAGAUUGGAGAUAUCGCAGAAGAUCGGUUCAGGGGGAUAUUUCGCAUGAGCUACGAUGGAGACGCGUGUUUGACUUUGCGGACGAAAGUUCAGGCAAAUCCGUUAAACACCUACCUUUCCACGACUCCGUCCUUCACAUCGCCCGACCCUGUUGCCGCCAGCUCGCCCCUAACCAUUCCGGUCCAGAUCACUUUGAGCCAUUUUAAGCUGUCGGGUUUCGUUAUCCUCGUCUUUUCGAAAGCCAAGGGUAUCACCUUGGUGUUCCGAAAUGACCCUCUCGAAUCCCUGAAGGUUUCGUCUACCUUCGACUCGAUCCCGUUCAUCGCCGAUUACCUGCAGAAGGAGAUUGAGAGACAGGUCCGCCGCAUCUUCCAGGAGGACCUGCCCGUCGCCGUGCAUCGGCUUUCCCUGAAGCUCUGGAACCCGGAGUAUGCUGCCUCACUGGACGACGAGGCCACGGCCCCCUCGAAACCCUUGCGCCAUACGUCGUCAUCGGACGGGGAUGAGGAGGAUGAGGAUCAAUUCGUGAAUCCACUGCUGACCCCUGCCGAGAAUUCUGACGUGCCGCCGACCAUGUUCUCGCAGAAGAACCUGCUCAAGUUGGCGUCACUAGUGGAUUCGCAGAAGACGCUGUCGCUAGAAACGCCGUCGAUCAGCGAUGUAGUGUUCAGGGCCUGGGCGUCGGGAACGAACCACAACGUCACCAUCUGGGAUCGUCCCGGUGCGCUGGAUGCCCCAACCACCCCGGCCAUCAACACCACUCGCACGUAUGACUUCUCGGAGACCGGGGAGGCGGUUGAAACACAGAGCACCAUCAGCAACGGGUCGUCUCUACGCCCCAGUCUCGUCUCAUCGCACUCUGGCAGACACGUCGCUCCGGCCGGUGCGCCGGGCCGACGAAGGAAGAAGCACAGGGUCGUAGACCUCCGGAAAAAGAAAGAGAAGGGUGAUCAGACCGAGACCCCAGAGACAUCCACCGAAACCACACCUGAAACAUCCGCCGCCUCGAGCGAAUAUUCCAUCGACUACGAUUCGGACUCGAAACCUACACUCCCCCUUCGUCCCCUGCUCCGCCCCGGCACGCCCACUGUGCCCAUCACGUUACAACGGCCUGCGUCCCCCACAGACUCGAUCGCUACCGCCGACAUCACAUAUCCCCCUCCUCCACGUGAGAAGGAGACGCUCCGCGCACGCGAGGCAUCGUGGCGCGACCGCCAAGCGCCACCAAAAUUCCGGAUGCCCGCGGGAACCCAGGGAACGAUACUGGAGCAGGCUAUAUUGAGCAAGAUCAUGGCCGAGAUACAACGGUCUCUCGAAGAGGAGCGGAUCAAGCGUGGACACACCACCAAGUGGGGGGUCGAACGCGAGCUGGAGAGUCUUUGCGCUGAGGAAUUGCCGGCUUAUAGACCACAAUAA